CAAGGGUUCAAAAUGGAAAAAUAGAUAGAGAGGGGUAAAUAUGAAAAGAAGAAAAUAUACAUUCUCAGAAGCAAAAUUUGCACAAAGAUAAGGGUCACAACGGUAAAUACUAUGAUAAUAAAUAAUUACAAAAUAUAAUUCGUAAUAUAAUGUCUUUUCGUCGUUUGGUUUGAAAUGUUGGAUUGAUAAAAAGGGCAGCGGCAAUUCAGAGACCAAAGGGGACAGUGACCCACCGUGACAAGCGCAGCUUAAUAGUUCAGCCGCCUUAACUCGUUUCUUGCAAAGGCCAAAGGGAGUCUACGUAUUGAACUGACGAGAACAGGGCUUCUGAUUGUGAAAUUUUGGUCUUUGGAAAGCCCAUACUGAUGAUGUUGGCCAAAACUGAAGCGAGGAAGAAGAAUGGUGAGGAUUCGGGUAAUGGGAAAUUGUUGAAUGAAAUUGAAGCUAUUAGCAAAGCUUUGUAUUUGGACAAGAAUCCUUCAAGGACUUCAUUUUCUGCUUUUAAUACUCGGUCCAAACCAGCCGGGAAAACCCACUUGCCCGAACCAAAAUCAAAGCUUAAGAAUAAUAAUGAGGACCCAUCACGUAAAGACAAGAAAUCCAUUUGGAAUUGGAAGCCGUUGAAAGCACUUUCGAAUGUUAGAAACCGUAGGUUUGCUUGUUGUUUCUCACUUCAAGUACACUCCAUUGAAAGUUUGCCUGUACGUUUUAAUGAUCUUAGUCUAUGUGUGCAUUGGAAGAGACGGGAUGGGGGUCUAGUGACUCGUCCUUCUAAAGUUUUUGAUGGAACUGCUGAAUUUGAAGAGAAGUUGACGCAUACAUGCUCUGUAUAUGGUAGUAGAAGUGGUCCUCACCAUUCAGCCAAGUAUGAGGCAAAGCAUUUCCUGCUCUGUGCCUCUGUGUUUGGAGCACCAGACCUUGAUUUGGGGAAGCAUCGAGUUGACCUUACGCGGUUACUUCCGCUUACAUUGGAGGAACUGGAAGAAGACAAGAGCUCAGGGAAGUGGACAACAAGUUUUAAGUUAUCAGGGAAGGCCAAGGGUGCUACAAUGAAUGUUAGUUUUGGUUAUAUGGUUAUUGGGGAUAAUUCCGUUCCACUUCGAGAUAAUCAGUAUGGCACUGAGUUGUCACACAUGAAGCAGAAUAAUCUGAGUAGGGGAAAAGCAGCUACUAAAUUUGGUCACAGUGAUCAGAAGGGCACAAUGAGGCGUGUUGAGAGUCUUCCUAGUUCAGUUAGCAUCAGGUCACUUGGCUCAUCUCGCUUCGUGGAGGAGAUAAAAGAUCUUCAUGAAGUUUUACCGGUGUCAAAGUCAGAGCUUAAUGAUAUAAAUAUGCUAGAUCAGAAACUUGAUGAAGACAAGUCAGAUGCUUCGGCUGCUUCCAAGCCUGAAUCUGAUGUGUUAACUGAAAAUUUUGAGCCCAUCAGACCUCCGGCUUCCCUUGCAUUUGAAUCAAGUAAGGAGAAUAUUGAAAAAGAAACUGAAGAUAAUGACUUCUCUGUUGUGGAAAAAGGGAUAGAGUUAUCUUCAGAAGAACAGGCUAGGUUGGAGGAAGAUUCUGUUAUGUCUGCUUUAUCAACAGUAGAAAGCCCUCAAGUUGUUGAAAUUAAUCCUGGCAUGGAAGUAAAUUCUGAAGAAUGCUCUCAGCUUCAUUCCUCAAAUGAGGAGAAUGGUAGUAAUCAAGGUGAUGUGCUUGUGGUGCAAGAUUGCAAUUCCAAAGAGGAUGACCACUGCUCAAAAGAAUCACUGACGAGAGAACUGGACUUAGCUUUAUAUGGCAUAAAAAAUUUGGAGGCAGCAUUAGAUUCUCCUGAUCCUGAAGACCUGGAAAACUACAUGGAGAAUAAAGCUAAUUAUAAAACAAAUAGGAAGGCAAAGUCACUUAGCUUGGAUGAAGUUACUGAAUCUGUCGCAAGUGAGUUCUUGAAUAUGCUUGGUAUUGAUCACAGUCCAUUCAGCUUGAGUUCUGAGAGUGAACCUGAGUCACCAAGGGAGCGUUUGCUAAGGCAGUUUGAGAAAGAUAUACUAGCUAGUGGUUUUCCGUUAUUCAAUUUUGACAUGGCUGAUGGGGAGGAACUAGAAUCUGGCUUUGACACCUCACCUGCACCUGGUUGGGGGAACUUGACUGAGGGUUUUGAUCUGUCAUCUGUUAUUCAAGAUGCUGAGCAAGAGCAUCAGAUGGCAACUAAUGGGAGGAUCAAAACGAGGGCUAAAGUAUUGGAAGACUUGGAGACUGAAGCUCUUAUGCGUGAGUGGGGAUUGAAUGAGAAGGCUUUUCAGCAUUCUCCAUCUGGCUCUUCUGGUGGGUUUGGGAGUCCAGUUAGUUUGCCUCCUGAAGAUCCACUUGAACUGCCACCUCUUGGAGAUGGUUUAGGUCCAUUUCUUCAGACAAAAAAUGGAGGGUUUUUACGGUCUAUGAAUCCCUCUCUUUUCAGGAAUGCCAAAGGUGGUGGGAGCUUGAUCAUGCAGGUGUCUAGUCCAGUUGUUGUACCUGCAGAAAUGGGUCCUGGUAUAAUGGAUAUACUUCAGCGACUGGCCUCAGUUGGGAUUGAGAAGCUCUCUAUGCAGGCAAGUAAGUUGAUGCCUUUGGAGGAUAUAACCGGUAAGACUAUGCAACAAGUAGCAUGGGAAGCUGGGCCCACUCUGGAGGGACUGGAGAGGCAGUGUCUGUUGCAGCAUGAAUUUGAGGUUGGGCAAGAUAUGUUUAGUGGGCAAAAGAAAGUUAAAAGAUCACCUCUACCCAGCUUUAACAAACUUAAUUCAACCUCUGUCAAUGAGAUGGGCUCAGAUUAUGUGUCCCUUGAGGAUCUUGCACCAUUGGCAAUGGAUAAGAUUGAAGCACUCUCAAUAGAAGGAUUGAGAAUUCAAUCGGGCAUGUCAGAUGAGGAUGCAUCUUCAAACAUCAGUGCACAGUCUAUUGGGGAAAUUUCGGCUCUUCAAGGCAAGGGGUUUGGUAUUAGUGGGUCCCUUGGUCUGGAGGGAACUGGUGGGUUGCAAUUGUUGGACAUAAAAGACAGUAGUGAUGAUGUUGAUGGAUUAAUGGGUCUCUCAUUAACUCUUGAUGAAUGGAUGAGACUUGAUUCUGGGGAUAUUGAUGAUGAAGAUCAAAUAAGUGAGCGAACUUCUAAAAUCCUUUCUGCUCAUCAUGCUACAUCAUUGGACUUGAUUCGCAGAGGGUCGAAGGGAGAGAAAAGACGGGGUAAAAAGUGUGGUUUAUUAGGGAAUAACUUCACAGUGGCAUUGAUGGUGCAACUUCGCGAUCCUAUAAGAAACUAUGAGCCAGUUGGUGCACCAAUGCUUGCUCUUAUUCAAGUGGAGAGAGUAUUUGUCCCACCAAAGCCAAAGAUAUACAGUACUGUUUCAGCUUUCAGGAACGACAAUCAAGAGGACGAGGACUCUGAAUCUGCUGUGAAAGAGGAGGUGAAAAUCGAGGAGAAGAAAGAAGAAAAAGCUUCCCAAGAGGAAGGGAUUCCUCAAUUCAGAAUCACAGAAGUCCAUGUUUCAGGUUUGAAGACCGAGCCUGGCAAGAAGAAACUUUGGGGUACGACAACCCAACAACAGUCUGGUUCUCGAUGGUUGCUUGCCAAUGGAAUGGGAAAGAGCAAUAAACAUCCAUUAUUGAAGUCCAAGGCUGCUUCUAAAUCUUCAACCCCCCCAACAACAAAGGUUCUGCCAGGUGACACUUUGUGGAGCAUCUCAUCUCGUAUUCAUGGUACUGGGGCUAAAUGGAAAGAAUUGGCAGCCCUUAAUCCGCAUGUUCGAAAUCCUAAUGUUAUAUUCCCCAAUGAAACUAUCGGAUUGUGAUGAGUUGCACGUGCAUUGGAAUCUGCUUAAAAGGAUUAGUGCUUCUAAAUAAGAUGAUGUGGCUGAUAGCAAGCCGCAGUAUACAGCUUUGAGAUUAGAUAGUGUUCAUGAGUUCUGCUUGUAGAGGAUUUUCUGGUAUUUAUUUUGAAUGUGUUCAAUCAUGCAAUUCAAGUCAAAAGCAAAGGUGGGGUUACAUUUUCGUUCCGGUGUUGUGAAUUUAUAUGUUUUUAUGAUCAAGAAAGCAUGGUGUUAUUUGUGUCAUUUAAUGUAAAUUGUGUAGUCUCAUUUGUCUCUGUUCACUCCUGCAGCUAGUCUCUGUCGCAAAAAAUCAAGCUUACAUAGGCUUGUUUUAUUGGUAGAAUACAAUUAAACUUUUGUUGCCACGAGAAUUG
Messenger RNA from Durio zibethinus, 4195 nucleotides. RefSeq names its product protein PLASTID MOVEMENT IMPAIRED 1-RELATED 1-like. The record is from RefSeq and is a predicted model, not a curated record. Lineage: Eukaryota; Viridiplantae; Streptophyta; Magnoliopsida; Malvales; Malvaceae.